This is a messenger RNA of Sphaerulina musiva SO2202, 937 nucleotides long. Its product is annotated as NAD(P)-binding protein. The coding region runs from base 53 to 892 and encodes 279 amino acids. The transcript is spliced from 3 exons. Gene Ontology annotation, molecular function: oxidoreductase activity. The record is from RefSeq and is a predicted model, not a curated record. Lineage: Eukaryota; Fungi; Ascomycota; Dothideomycetes; Mycosphaerellales; Mycosphaerellaceae.
GUGGUAGAUUUCAUACAUCUUUGUGCAAAUAUCAUCGUUGAACACCUCAACCAUGGCUCCACAAGUCUUCUUCAUUACAGGAACGUCGACCGGCUUCGGCAACGAGCUGGUCAAGAAGGCGUUGAAGGAGGGCGACAAAGUGGUCGCAACGGCGAGAAACAGCUCGAAGCUGAAGUUUGACGGCGCCACGAAUGACAACUUUUUGGCUGUCGACCUCGAUGUCACCGACACCGCCUCUGUCGACAAGGCAUUCGACGCUGCCCUCAAGAAAUUCGGCCGCAUUGACGUCGUGACCAACAAUGCAGGCUACGGUCUAUCGGGCGAGUUUGAGAGCGUCUCGGACAAACAAGCACGCACGCAGAUGGAGGUCAACUUCUUUGGCCUGAUCCAUGUGACUCGCAAAGCGCUCAAGAUCAUGCGCGAGGUGAACAAGCCAGCGGGAGGCAAAAUCCAGCAAAUCACAUCCAUUGGUGGUCAGCGCGGCGUACCCACCUUCAGCAUCUACUGCGCCUCGAAAUGGGCAGUCGAGGGCUUCACCGAGGCCCUGUCCCAUGAGCUGAAGCCGGAGUGGAACAUCAAGUUGACUUGCAUUGAGCCUGGUGGAUUCCGCACAGACUGGGCAGGGCGCAGUAUGGUGUUUGGCGAGCAGAAAGAGGCGGCAUAUGAUCACAUUGAUGCGAAGACGCAGAUGGGCAAGAGACAUGGCACACAAGCCGGCGACCCGGCCAAGGGCGGCAGAGCAAUGUGGGAAAUCGCGCACAUGGAGAAUCCUCCGCUGCGGGUAGUCAUCGGCUCUGAUGCAUACAAGGCCAUUAUGCAAAAAAUCAAAGAUUAUGGCGAGUUGUACCCCAAAUAUGAGAAGUUGAGCAACAGCACCGACGUCGACGAGUAGAUGGCACCUCUAUGUACUGAAACAAUUAUAAUCGAGACAUGUCCU